Molecule: messenger RNA, 2514 nt
Organism: Trichoplax adhaerens
Lineage: Eukaryota; Metazoa; Placozoa; Uniplacotomia; Trichoplacea; Trichoplacidae
Exons: 5
Coding region: 1-2514 (837 amino acids)
Biological process (GO): negative regulation of gene expression
Cellular component (GO): cytoplasm; nucleus
Molecular function (GO): transcription corepressor activity; NAD+ poly-ADP-ribosyltransferase activity
Source: RefSeq, a predicted model, not a curated record
AUGGCGUCAAAGACCCUAGAAACAACUACCGAACAAGCAAGUUGUAAUAAACUCUGUACGACUACAGCUAAUAAGGAUGAGACAAGCAAAACAAGUAUCAAGGCUACUACAUCGAGCAAUCAGAUACAUAAUCACGUCGAUAUUGAAUUGGUUUUAGGCACCGUUGAAAAAGAGGGAGCAAAAGCUGAUGUUAUCGUUAAUUCUAUAAGUCUGCAAGAUUAUAAUACGGGUGCUAUCGCCAAUGCAUUAUAUAUGGCUGGUGGUGAGCAAUAUCAAUCUGAAUGCGCAAUUCACUUACAAUCUUUAGAUAUUGAAGAUAUUGGAAGCACCAAUGGAAGCUAUUUUGGCUGCAAAAAAGUAUAUCAUAUUCCAUUCUUAAGCUCUAACAAAUCUAUCACUUGGUUAAAAGAUAAGUUAAAACGAUGCCUAGAAAAAGCCAAUGAAGAAUCGAUGAGAUCUAUAGCUAUACCUAUGAUUGGAAUUGGCAAUAUGGGGUUACAGGCGGAUGAGAUGAUCAUAGGAAUUUUUGAUGUGGUUUCUGACUUCUCCCAACGGCAUAAAAAAGUGAUUUCCUUGAAAACAGUUUACUUGGUUGUUCUUCCAACCCUAAAUGAACAUCAUGAACUAAUUCGAAUUUUAUUACAUGAAAGAACAAAUAACUUAACUGCGUGGCAAAAUCAACUAGUAGCAACAUUAAAUAGCAAUCAUUUGCCAGAUAAAACUAUGAUAGCUACAACAUCGACAGCGAUAACAUCCAGUCGAAUACAAGAUCGCAAAGAGAUUGCACUGGUUACAAAGAGUAGUAAUAGCAACCUUGUACAAAACUCCAAUCUUAGCUAUGUUUUGUAUUUCACUGUUUGCUGCUACACCAAUGGUAAGCCAUUACGAGUUAACCUCUACCAUGGAAAUAUUCUUGCAGCUACAACCAAUGCUAUUGUCGAUAUGACAGUGUUAUGCGAUCAGCAUCAACAUUUAGAGACAUUAGAUGGUGUCAUGGAGAAAAAUAGUCCAGAGCAUAUAGUGGAAACUUUACAGUAUUUACCGAAUUUUAAGCCUAAUUGUAGCUUAUAUCAAAUAUGUCCAUAUGGAUGCUUAACUGGUGUAAAUCAAUUAUUAAUCUAUAUUAACGCCAAUGAUGAUCAAUCGAUGUCGCUUCCACUACCAAGUAUAGAAUUUAAUCAAGAGCAUAUCUAUCAUAUAUUAAAUGCGAUAGAAUUAUUCCUCAUUGAUCACGGCUGUGAUCAGAUCAGGUUAGAUUGCAUUGAUCUUGCCUUAGGAUCUAAGGAUCGAGUUGAGGAGAUUGCAACGUGGAUAAGAGAAGAAAUUACAAGAUCUCGAUUAACAUUACCUUGGGAAAUAACUUUUAACAAGACAAAUCUCCGAUUUGGUUUAAAAACGAUUUAUAUAUCAAAAUAUUGUAAUCGUAUAGAUCAAAUGCGAUUCAUCGUCAACGAAUAUGGUCAGACUUGGGGAUCGCAUGAAAUCACUGACGAAGAUUACUUCAUCCAUGUUGACAAAAGUCGUUGGCAUCAAAUAUCAUUAGAAUUUUGGUGCAAUUACAAUACAAUCUUAGUGUGUUGUAAUCGAAAAAAAGCGAUUCGAAUUCAUGGAUACCAAUGUGAUAUUUUAAAAGCAAUAUCAGCUAUUCAUAACUUAUUUGCUUCUCAAUUGAAAGAAAAAUUAAAUCAAGAUACACAGGAAAUGAUUGCUAAAAACGUUCCAUGGUAUGCUAUCAUUGAUCAAUCUAAGGUUCAAUUUGAUAGUAAAAUGAAUUUUGAAAUUGUCAAAAAUUAUGAGAUCUAUCUUCAAGAUAAAACUAAUAAGGUUUUUAAAAUGGACACCGGAAUGAAAUCAAUUGAUUACGAAAAAAUGAUCAUGACAGUUGAUGGAAAACAAUAUCCGAUAGGAAGAUUAAUAUCAUCGAAUAAUGAGAUUGCUGUGCCUCCAUCUUGGAAUAUAGUUGGUGAAAUAAAAGAUGGUUAUUAUUGUACUGUUGGUGUCACUAAUCAAGAAGAAAAAAAUCAAAUUUCGAAACUUCUGGAAGGCACAGGGAUUCAGAUUCGCAAAUUAACACGUAUUCAAAACUGGAAUUUAUAUCGUCGUUAUCAGAUUAUGAAAAAGGAUGUUGAAAGAACGGUUCGAAGGUACCAACCGGGAACCCAAGUUGAAAGAAGCUUGUUCCAUGGUACCGCAAAAACUAACGUCGAAAGUAUAUGUAAGGGAGGAUUUGAUCGAGAUUAUUCAGGAAAAUCGUAUGGUUCUGCACUUGGAACAGGAACGUACUUUGCUGUCGCUGCUACGGAAUCGCGCCAAUAUGGCGAUACAUUAUUACUAGCUCGAGUUCUAACAGGUAUCUAUGUCCAAGGAGCUCAAUGUAAUCAACCUAAUUUAUCCAUAAUCAGCGGAAGUCAAUCAGAACGAGUCCAUUCCGUUGUUAAUAAUAUGAACAAUCCAUCCGUAUUUGUAAUAUCAAAUGAUAAUUCAGCUUAUCCUGAAUAUAUUAUUCAUAUUUAA